Arabis nemorensis is the source of this 1098-nucleotide messenger RNA. The record is from the annotation of a GenBank genome assembly. NCBI's taxonomy places the organism in Eukaryota, Viridiplantae, Streptophyta, Magnoliopsida, Brassicales, Brassicaceae.
AUGAUCACACGCAGCCAAAAGAAGAAAUUGGAGAACGUUACGGUAGUGAGAAACAGGUUUGUUCAAAUCCCUAUAGACCUAGUGAUCGACAUUUUUGGUAGAUUGCCUGUGAAAUCUUUAUCUGGGUUUCUUCUAGUAUCCAAGUUAUGGGAAACAACCAUCCGUAAUGGAGAUUUCUUCACAUCUCGUGUCCUAGUCGCUUUCAUUGAUAUAGAUAGACAAAGGCAACUCCAAGAUUGGUACUUGUUCUCUCCAUCUUCUUCAUCAACUUCAUUUGUAUCAUGUGGUACAUUUCCCCUUCCAAAUCCUGAGCGUGAGUACAAUGCUCAUUACGUUAACGGCUUAAUAAGCCUUGGAUAUGGUAAAGAGCAUCAAUUCAUAACAAACCCUAGCACCGGUAAAACCAUUAAUUUACCUAGCGUCAAAGUCAGGGCAAUAGUUAAUGAGCAGGAAAAGCUGUUGAUCCAUGGUCAUGGUAAUCGUCCGAAAUCAACUCAACAUCAAGUACACACAUUGGGAGCUAAACAAAAACCAUGGAGAAUGAUAGAAUGUAACAUUCCUCACCGUUGUCUAUCUGACGGUCAUGUGUACAUAAAUGGUGUUGUUUAUUAUGUUGCUUACACUAGUGCUGAUUUGUCUCAACUGAGUUUGAUGAGAUUCGAUUUGAAGUCUGAAAAGUUGGAUCUUCUUACUAGUUUAUCCCCGGACAUUGGAGCUCGGCAUCGACAUGAUUCCAUAACUUUGAUAAACUACCAAGGGAAAGUAGCCUUACCGGCAAAAACUUCAACAUACACAUAUGAAGUGUGGAUUAUGGAUCAGGAUGCGGAAACACGUGUGUGGUCGAAGAAAAUUUUUAGUAUCGAACGUUGCGAGGAUUUAAUUCAGUUGAGUUUACACAUCACAGGCACUACUCACACGGGCGAGUUUAUUUUGGCACCAAGGCACUAUUGUGAAGGAUUUCAUGUUAUCCAUUACAAUCCCGACACGAAUAGUUUUAGAAACAUUAAGGUUGAAGUAAACGAAGACUAUGAGUUCAAGCGUCGUUGCACAAGAGCUAUUGUUUUCUCGGAUUACGUAGAGAAUGUUAGGUUGUUGUAG